Messenger RNA from Alternaria rosae, 3519 nucleotides. Its product is annotated as RNA polymerase I-specific transcription-initiation factor-domain-containing protein. Gene Ontology annotation, cellular component: RNA polymerase I core factor complex. Gene Ontology annotation, molecular function: RNA polymerase I general transcription initiation factor binding; RNA polymerase I transcription regulatory region sequence-specific DNA binding. Gene Ontology annotation, biological process: nucleolar large rRNA transcription by RNA polymerase I. Lineage: Eukaryota; Fungi; Ascomycota; Dothideomycetes; Pleosporales; Pleosporaceae. Bases 1 to 3519 code for a protein of 1172 amino acids. The record is from RefSeq and is a predicted model, not a curated record. The transcript has 6 exons.
AUGGCUGACAGAUCGCUCAAAGAUCUGAACUACGGCUAUCCCGGUGCGGCGACUUACGACUUGGACAAUAGAGAAUGGACGUUUGCUAGGCCAUAUACCACACGCUCAUUCAAGCGCAUACAAACUUCAAAGGACGCGACUACUGCGAACAGUCAUGCGACACCGGCAUUACCUCUCUCUGCAGAGAUACUAGCGAGUAGGACCAGCGUACAGAAGGAGAUCAGUAACAGCAUACGAGAUCAUCCUCAGAUCUCUGCAGCUGCCGAGGUCCUCCCCGAUCUAGCUGUGUUAUCUGCUGCCAUAUUAUCCACGGCUUCGACCUACGAUCCGCUCGUCGGCGACCUACUCUCCUUCGGUUCGAUUACGUCCAAGGGUAGACAUGAGGCAUGGCGCAUAGCUGCAGUGCCAACCGGAGAAUCGGGGAGCAUACUACAGUUGUCAAUCCUAGACAAAGAAAUACACGGUUGGACCGCAGACCCGAAGUCAUGGGUAGAAGGCCGGACCUUGAAAGAUACGGAGAGUGGCUUCUGGAAUGAGGAAGCGGCACCGAUCCAGCAAGUUUGCUUUGCGCAUUCGGACGACAGCAGACCAUUUCUGGCUGUGCGACUGCCUACCCGUACGGUCUUCUUUCACCCAGACUACCACUGCCGACCACGCGCUUCCGCUGUGUCACCGUUCUACCGCUUACCCGCCUCCUCGAUCGAACCCCACCCUAUACUUUGCAUAAGUCAGAACGAUACUGAUGGCUUUGCUCAUGUCGACAUUGCAUUCAAUCCAGACUUCCAGUCACAGUUUGCACUCGUCGACCUGAACCAGACAUGGAGUGUAUGGGACAUCGAGCAUCGGCCCAUACUUGGCACGUACUCGGCUUCAUGUCUGCUUCGUGGAAAAAUCGAUGAACUGGAAGAGGAUCGGGGCACAGCCUGCGGAGACGGUUGGGCGAGGAUUCUCUGGGUGGCUGAUAUAACGACGCUGCUGGUAUGCAACAGGCGCCAUUUGAGCAUCGUCAGUAUCAAGGGCAGGACAACGUCACACCUUCCCUGUCCAGAGCUCUUUAGUGAGCGAUCAGCAGACUGGAUCUUGGAUGUCAAGCGACACCCGAGAGAUAGAAGUCAAGUUUUCGUCGUGACCUCUACUCGUCUAUUCCUCCUUUCGGUCACUGCACCAAGUGAGCUGCUUCCGAAGGCUGAUGAAGCUGGAGCUAAAGUCCUCACAUCGUGGCGGCACUACCGGGGCGUGGAGGAUUUCACGCUUCACAUAAGCGUGCAGAUGCUGUCGGACGACGAGACAUGUGUUAUGCUCCACUCUCGAGUUAAUAGCUUGGUCCAAGUACAGAGCUUCCGCGAAGAUACCUCCGGUCCUUUAGGCCUCAUUACUAGUUCAGAUCCGACCCUACUAGACGUACCCAUUGGUGGAUCUACGCACAUGACCAACUUGUACGUCGAGCCCAUGCAAUGGGAAUACUCACAGAAAGACAUCGUAUUUCUCCAGUUGUUCAUGACGCUGUCCGACCUGAGUAUACGCGAGCUGAUUGUCUGGAGCCGGACCACCUCGAUGGGACAUACCACCGAGGAUGACCACGCCGUCGUAGACUUCACGCGAAGCACUAUCAAACGCCCUAGAACUCUCACCUUCAACUCAAAAGCCAGCAACAAAGACGAUGAUUUCGUAAUUCCUAAUGGAUUAGUCGCCACAGGGUCACCAAGCUACAAGACUGUCAUGCAACAGCCAGAAUUGCGCAAAUCCUCCGAUAGUACUGCCGCGCCAAACACUCGGGACAACACUUCUCUGGGCGAGAUCUUAUCUCGGUCAAAGAGCGCGGCGGCGGAGGUCUCUGGUACCAUCGAUGCAGUGGCUGUCAUGGACCAAGUGAACGAAAUGUUGGCGACUGGUGCAGACUUGCCACCUUUACCAUUGGGUACUUUGAUGGAGUGCACGCACACGCAAUUCCAUGUUGCAGACAUCGACGAAGCUUCGUCCAAUUUUCAAGAGCUGUUCUCUUCCCCGAGUGGUCAGGAUACUGUGGAUGUCCAGCGUAUCGCAGCUAUGCGCGUGCUUGGCUUGACUGAGGACGACGACCUCACCAUUUCUGAUGCCUAUGACAGUAUCUUACAGACGUGGGUUGCGCCUAUGCCAUCAGAGAUGCCAAUUCGCGUUCGGCAACGACAAGAGCUUCUGGCUCGGCGGAUUGCUACGGAGCUGAUGUUCUCAAGUACGUGCAUACGAGACGAUCGGAUUCAAGUGCCCACCAUCAGCACACAGCGUGGGCAGAGUCAGAACAGCGGUGUUGCGUUGCCCAUCUUGCCGGCCAGACCUAAAGAGGGAACCUCCAACUUCGCCUCCAGAUAUCCUGCCUCGCAACCAUUGCCGACACCGCCAUACUCAUCUAUACCACCCUCAUCUUUGCCUCCGUCCUCUGUGCUUGGAUCGUCCCCACCCGAGCUACCUUCCGUGCAGCCAGCUUCGUCAGAUCCCCUCAGUCGCCUUAGCAAGUAUCUUCAAACUUCCAAAGACCCGGUGAUUGUUCCACCAAACGUGUCCCAAGGUCUCGCGCAUUGGCAAUUAGGAACUGAUCCUCACACGUACAACUGGGUCAGCCUAGAGCGUGCUCUUCGAGCCGAAGAACUCGAUGAAGAGAGCCAACAACAACGCGAGAAGGAACGCAAGAAGAAGGAACGUCGGGAAAAGCGCCAACAACGUGAGAACGAGCUCAUGAGGGCUAAGGCUGCUAGCCAAAUUACUGCAUAUCCGCGAAGCUCUCCAGGGCCCAUGCUGGGUGGUAUGGGUAUCAGCAGUCAGGUACCGAGCCAGAGCCAAAGUCAAGGCCAUGUACCAUUCCAGAGUGGUGGCUUCAUGAUGCCACAAAGUCAAGUAGAGCGGGGCAAGUUUGGAGGGAAGCUAGACAAGAAGAAGAAAAAGAAGGGGAGGAUCAAAGGAAGCUCCUCCCCUCAAAGUGGGCAAUUGAAUCUACAAAAACAUCACCAAAACCAUUCUGCAACGCAAACGAAAAUGUCAGGCUUCCCAUCUCUCCAGCCCGCUUUCACCGUCCGCGUCGACAUCGAUGCGCCGAUGCAAGUCGGAGGCCAGCAUGGCGCGCAGUUGGUCAUAGUUCCGAUGGUAUCCGGCACAGUUAAGAGUGAAGAGGGCUUUGAACCAAAGCUGGAUGGAGAGUUGCACGGUACUGGCUACGACUAUAUCCACAACGAUGCCGAUGGCGGAAACAUGCGCUUGGAUGUCAGGAGUCAAGUCAAGAACCACGACGGAACAAUUCUGGCAAUGUAUUACAAGGGUACCGUGAAGCUCACGCCUGGUGUUGGUAAGGUGCUGUCUGGUGCUUCGGAUGCUAAGACCACCGACUACGGCGAUUCGUUCGUGAACUUCACUUUUGAGACGGGCAACGAGAAGUACAAGGAGCUUCAGAACGGGACAUAUGUCGCUGCCGGCCAUUUCGUCACAGGCGAGGGAAAGCCCGGUGUUGUGGUGGAGUACAAGGUUAGCAAGGUUGUGUAUAAGGCGUAA